AAGGGAGUGGGAAACAACGGGCAUCCGACGACCGUGGGAGUCGCGGCUCUACUUUCGAAGAAACAGCAGCACCUUAAGGGAUACCUUGUAAAAAUCAUACUCAGAAAUAAAAAAAGGGCAAUAAACCACCCCCCCAAAAAAAGUGUGAAGCAGAUAUGUCGAGGCCAAUACUUAGCAGGCCGCGUACGCGCGUUUAUGGAUGCAAUUACGACAAGGGGGAAUCCUAUUACAAGCCAAUGGUUGACCACUUGGACAGGAAGUACUGUGCUCGGCCCUUAUUCUCCGAGCCAAGAUCGUCGAUAGCCGAUGAAAUCGCGGCCCGUCGAGGCGACAUCGGCUCGCGAGACCUUUCUGGUCCUCGGAACGACACUUUCGGGCGUGACCUUGACCUCGACCUCGACCCUCGUACCCGUGCCUCCCAAGUACUAUCACCCUUGACCAGCACCGAGCACAACCCUCUUCUACUCCCUGGCGAGGAUGAGGAGACGGUCUUCGAUAGCCGUGGACAAAGGACUCAACGAAAAUUCGCGGAUGAUUUUGCAAAUGAGGUAGCAUCUACGACGCGUCGUUUCAAGGCUAAAGUGGCAGCGAUGGAACUUGAUCAAGAUAUGGACUCCGUACUGAAUAAGAAGAUCGAGGAUUUCGAUUCGGCUGCUUUCAAAAGACGUUCAAAGAUUUUAACAUCGAUCGGCGGCGGUGUAGGCGAUGAUUUGGAAAAACAACAACCAUCGUCUUUGACCAGGUGGUCCAAAUUGAUAAAUGAUAACGAAGAGGACACGUUGCUCUCUAAUGCGGCUGCCACUCGAGCCAGACAAACGAAAGCACGUCUCGAUGAUCUCGAAUCCGAGAUGGAAGAAUUGGCCGAGAGACAAGCCAAGAGAGAACGCAGGGCUGCUGCUUUGAGGGCGCUCGUCAAUGAGAGUAUUACAACUUCGUCACCACCUUCCCCUCCUAUUAUCGACGAUUAUCAACGAUCCUCAGCCGCCCUCACUAGCAGCAGCAAAAAAAUUUCCAUGCGUAACGAACGUACCGAAAAACAUGUCACCUUUUAGUUCAAACUCUAGCUCAUGAUUCUUUCUUUCUAUCUCUUUCUAUCUCUUUCUCUCUCUCUCUCUCUCUCUCUCUGUUUUUUCCUUUUUCUCUCUUUGUCUGUAUAUUCAUUGCGAUCACACGAUGCUCUAACCUCACUUUAACCGCUAUAAAAAUUGUCCAAUUGUAUCAUAAAAUGUAUUUAUUGUUAGUCGAUUAUCUUUAUUGUGCAUUGCUUACGAUUGAAAUCGAUUGAAAUUCUAAGGACGUGUUAAUGAAUAUUUUUUGUUCAUUUACAUGCAUCGAAUCAUCGAUAUUAUGUAUUUUUAAUUUAUACAGGAUACAC
Messenger RNA from Polistes dominula (European paper wasp), 1375 nucleotides. RefSeq lists its product as uncharacterized. The record is from RefSeq and is a predicted model, not a curated record. Lineage: Eukaryota; Metazoa; Arthropoda; Insecta; Hymenoptera; Vespidae.